GCAGGUCGUGUCUUCGCCAUCCUAGAAAUUAAAAUAUGGCGGCCCGUAAACAUGUAGAGCAGCUGCGAGUCCAAACAUAGUUAUAUCAGCUGCAGCGCCCACAGCAAGGAAGUAUUUACUUACCCAAGAGUCCGGACUCGAGUACACUGAGACCAGUCAAACAGAGUCCAACGUUCAAAGGGCGAUGCUGUCUGUCAUUGUCAGGUCAGCUCUCACUAAAUACAGGGGGUUGAGGCUCCCCUGCCAGGCUGCGGUCAGGGCCAUGUCGUCCUCAGGUGGCCCCACCCCUCCUUACACCACGCUGGCCAUCAGUCAUCCAGCAGAGUCUGUCACACAUGUCGAGCUUCACCGACCUGAGAAACGCAACGCCAUGAACAAAGCUUUCUGGAGUGAGAUGGUAGAGUGCUUUAAUGAGAUUGCUGGAGACCCAGACUGCAGAGUGGUGGUGGUCUCUGGAGCAGGGAAGAUCUUCACAGCUGGUAUUGACCUGAUGGACAUGGCCAGCGAAGUCCUCCAGCCGCAGGGCGACGACACGGCGAGAAUUUCCUGGAACCUUAAAAAAACAAUCACCAAGUACCAAGAGACGUUCUCCGUCAUAGAGAAGUGUCCAAAGCCUGUUGUGGUGGCCGUCCAUGGAGCCUGUGUUGGAGGAGGUGUCGACCUGAUCACAGCCUGUGACAUUCGUCUGUGCACCCAAGACGCCUGGUUCCAGGUUAAGGAAGUCGAUAUCGGACUGGCAGCAGAUGUUGGAACCCUCCAGAGACUUCCUAAAGUCAUCGGCAGCCGCAGCCUGGUGAACGAGCUGGCUCUGACCGCCAGGAAGAUGUAUGCAGACGAGGCCAAGAGCAGCGGACUAGUCAGCCGAGUGUUUGCAGAUAAGGAGGCUUUGAUGGCCGGAGCUCUGGAGAUGGCCGAGGAGAUCGCCGGUCGCAGCCCUGUAGCCGUGCAGGGAACCAAAAUCAACCUCAUCUACUCCAGAGACCACAGUGUAACAGAGGGACUCGACUACAUGGCCACGUGGAACAUGAGCAUGCUUCAGACUCAAGACGUGAUGAAAUCAGCUCAGGCCUCCAUGGAGAAGAAGAGUCCCAAGACGAUAACUUUCUCCAAACUCUAAAACCUCACUGAGGCAAAAGCUGCUGUUUAAUCCUCCAAUGUGGCCUUUUCGUGGGAAAGGGGAACCGCAUCAUGUGACUUUGUUUUUCUACACUGAGCUUCUAAACACCAAAACUUAACAAAGUGUGACCAUUUGUGGAUGAUAUAAUCCAAAGAUCUAAUAUUGUUUUGGGUGGAAAUGCCUCAGAAACAUCUUGUGAUAACGGGAAACUUAACUUUAACCUUCUAAACUAAAAGGAAAUAAAAAGUCGUCCAUGUGUGGAAUCAGAA
Messenger RNA from Thunnus maccoyii (southern bluefin tuna), 1386 nucleotides. It is a transcript of the gene ech1, whose product is annotated as enoyl CoA hydratase 1, peroxisomal. NCBI's taxonomy places the organism in Eukaryota, Metazoa, Chordata, Actinopteri, Scombriformes, Scombridae. The coding region runs from base 185 to 1117 and encodes 310 amino acids. Gene Ontology annotation, molecular function: delta(3,5)-delta(2,4)-dienoyl-CoA isomerase activity. The transcript is spliced from 11 exons. Gene Ontology annotation, cellular component: mitochondrion. The record is from RefSeq and is a predicted model, not a curated record.